Molecule: messenger RNA, 936 nt
Organism: Porites evermanni
Lineage: Eukaryota; Metazoa; Cnidaria; Anthozoa; Scleractinia; Poritidae
Source: the annotation of a GenBank genome assembly
AUGGCCUACCAAGUCUGCUAUCAAAAGUUAAGUGAGCUAUCAACUCUUGUUCAGUCACACGGAACCUUUGUGCUGGUGUUUUGUAUUUUAAACAUGGUGUUUUCUCUUGUGGCAAUUGCUGCAAAUUUGUUGGUAAUUCGCGCUCUUUGGAAAACUUCAUCGAUACCAGCCACUAUAAAAAAGUUGUUCCUGAGUCUCGCUUUCUCGGAUCUUGCUGUAGGAAUGGUGGUGCAACUAAUGUUUGUCAUUAUCAACGCGGUGAUGUUAAGAAUGGCGUCGAUUGGAAACAAAAACUUUGCCACAUUUUGUCCAACAAUUCUGAGUGUAUUUUAUUUCUUAUUUUCCCUUCUCUGCUGCGCUUCGCUUCUAAACAUAACAGUCAUUGCAGUCGAUAGACUUCUCGCUAUUUCAUUGCAUCUGAGAUAUCACGACCUUGUUACUGCGAAACGUAUCAAUCUAAUAUUGGCAUCACUAUGGUUAACAAGUGGUGGUGUCGGCGCCAUGUUUAUCUUAUUUCGUACGAUAAAUAACACGGUGGGUGCAGCUUUUCAAGCUUUGGGACUCCUCUUGAUGACAGCAGCAUAUAUCCGCAUUUACAAAGUUGUAAAAUAUCAUCAGAAUCAAAUCCAGAGUCAGUUGCAUUCACAAAACGCUCAAGCAAUGGAUCUUCUUCGACAAAGGAAGUCGGCUUUAAACGCUUUAUUUGUUUAUUUAGUAUUCUUAGCAUGUUACGUUCCACUUUUUCUCUCUCUAUUGUUGCUGCUUACGGUCACUGUAGAGAUUCCUUUGUUGUUGUUUGACCAUGCUUCUGUUUUCUUGAUAUUUCUAAAUUCCUCAUUAAACCCCAUACUCUACUGUUGGCGAUAUCAUGAAAUUCGUAGAGCAGUCAAAAGCGUUUUAAAGAGGGUAUUUUGCAGAGACAAUAAUGAUACUUAG